AUGGUUAAGUUCAACAACAUCGCCGCUCUGACGGCCCUCGUCGCCUCUGCCUCUGCCCAGACCUACCAGCGUCUUGGUGGUUGCCCCAAGCUCGGCUGUGUCCUGCCCCCAGACCAGUCCGAGUUCCUCCCUGGACAGCUCUUCGACCUCCGUGUCGAGGUCCACGCCCCGGUCAACGGCUCCGAGGCUGCCCACGACGGCAAGCCCGAUGAGCAGUUCAAGGUGACCAUCGCCAAGGGCAGCGAUGCUCCCCGCGACUUCUCCACGGCUUUCGGAAUCAAGGACCCCGAGCUGGAGAAGUGGAACUUCACCUGGUACGAGGAUCUCUACGCCGAGGACGCCAAGAAGCCCAGUCUUGUCAAUGUUGCCUCCAAGGCCUACCGCAAGCUCGCUCUCUACGAGCCUGGCACUUACACCGUCACCCUCGAAUACUACAGUGGCGAGAAGACCACUGCUACCUGGACUGUCCGUGAGCUUGUCCAGGACAAGAAGGCUAAGAACGUCGUCCUCUUCAUUGGCGAUGGCAUGACCACUAACAUGAUCACCGCCGCCCGUCUGCUGGGACACAAGGCCAUCAAUGGCAAGUACCAGAGCAAGCUCAAGCUUGACGAGUUCCCCAUCAUCGGUCACCAGAUGACCCACUCCCUCGACAGCUACAUCACCGACUCUGCCAACUCCGCCUCUGCUCUUUACACUGGCCACAAGAGCACUGUUAACGCCAUGGGUGUUUACGUCGACUCCUCCAAGUCUCCCUUUGAUGACCCCAAGGUCGAGACCAUUGUUGAGAUCUUCCGCCGUGUUCGCCGUGGUGCCUGGGGUGCUGUCUCCACUGCCAUGAUGUCUGAUGCUACUCCCGCUGCUCUUACCGGCCACAGCCGUGACCGUUACCAGUACGGUGCUCUCAUUGACCAGGCCCUUAACGGCAUGACCAACUACAGCUGGACCUCCCAGAACGGUCCUGAUGUCUUCUUCGGUGGCGGUGCCGACCAGUUCGUCCCCAGUUCUGCCUCUUACCAGGGCAAGGACUACUAUGCCGAGUUUGCCAAGAAGAACUACAGCGUCAGCACCAACAAGACCUCUCUUCUGGCUCUUGGCAACAAGGAGAAGGCACUCGGUAUCUUCUGCCAGAGCCACAUGCCUGUCUGGCUCGACCGCAACGUCUACAAGGACAACCUCAAGGCCUUCAAGAACCACCCUAACGGUAGCAAGGACCCCGCUCUUGAUCUCCCCGGCCUCACCGAUAUGACCGUCAAGGCUGUUGAGAUUCUUGCCAACCGUGGUGGUGACAAGGGUUUCUUCCUCAUGUCCGAGGCUGCUUCCAUCGACAAGCAGAUGCACGCUCUCGACUACGACCGUGCUCUUGGUGAUCUUCUCGAGCUUGACCAGGCCGUCCGUGCUACUACCGACAAGCUCAAGGAGCUUGGUAUCCUCGAGGACACCCUUGUCCUCAUCACCGCUGACCACGGUCACGGUUUCGAUGUUUGGGGUUCUGCCGAUACCAAGUACCUCUCUGAGCAGCAGGACAACCGUGGCAAGCGCCGCGCCGUUGGUGUCUACCGCGAGUCUGGUCAGUCCCAGUACACCAACCCUGUUGAUGGUGUUAACUACGGCACUGGCGCCAGCUUCCCGGCCAACUGGGAGCCUCGCUACGCCAUCGCUGCUGGUUUCGGUGCCAUGCCCGACCACCGUGAGGACUACAAGGUCCACAAGGCUGCUCCCCGUACUCCUGCUUCCAAGAUCGGUAGCGAAUACUAUGCCGAUGGUAAGGAUUCCGUCAACGGUUUCGUGGUCAACGGAACCCUGCCUACCAGUGAGGCCCAGGGUGUCCACUCUCUGACUGAUGUCGCCGUCUACGCUCGCGGCCCUUGCCAGGAUACCUUCUCCGGUACUUACAACAACAUUGACAUCUUCUACAAGAUUGCCAACUGUCUUGGACUUGGCAAGAGCGAUGCUGGGAACGGCGAGGACUGCCCUGCCAAGAACUAA
This is a messenger RNA of Clonostachys rhizophaga, 1986 nucleotides long. NCBI's taxonomy places the organism in Eukaryota, Fungi, Ascomycota, Sordariomycetes, Hypocreales, Bionectriaceae. The record is from the annotation of a GenBank genome assembly.